Messenger RNA from Homarus americanus (American lobster), 810 nucleotides. Its product is annotated as heat shock factor-binding protein 1-like. The record is from RefSeq and is a predicted model, not a curated record. Gene Ontology annotation, molecular function: transcription corepressor activity. Gene Ontology annotation, biological process: cellular heat acclimation. Lineage: Eukaryota; Metazoa; Arthropoda; Malacostraca; Decapoda; Nephropidae. The coding region runs from base 91 to 342 and encodes 83 amino acids. The transcript is spliced from 3 exons. Gene Ontology annotation, cellular component: nucleus; cytosol.
ACCAGUGGGUGGUCUUACUCUCGGUGCAGCAGACGACAACAACAAAGACUCACAGUCACCAACAGGACAGAGAGGAGCGGACGGGGAAUCAUGGCUGAUCCAAGAACUGAUAUCCGUAAUGAUGCAGAAAUGGCCGUCACUGUGGCCACCCCAGACCCAAAGAACGUCCAGGAGCUCACUCAAUAUGUGACUCUAUUGUUACAACAGAUGCAGGAAAAGUUCCAGACUUUGUCAGACCAGAUAAUAUCAAGAAUAGAUGAGAUGGGGACUCGCAUUGAUGAUCUGGAGAGAAACAUUGCUGAUUUAAUGACUCAAGCUGGACCAGAGGAAGCAGACAAAUGAACAGUUCUUCCUUGAUCUGAAUACUGUACUGUACUACAGUAUAUUGAAGACCUAAGUCAGUGUAAAGAAGUUUGGUGAUAGUGAAGGCAACAUGAUAUAGGAGGAAGAUAUCACCUGAAAAUGUAUUUUUUGAGGGAACUUGAGAAGGGUAACAGCAAAUGUGUUUCAAUUUUAUGCAGACAAAAAAGAGGUGGGCACUCUUGGAAAGCACUGUGUUUUGUCAAGCUUUUAUAAUGGUAACCCAUUUACACAAUCUUGUAAUUAUAUAAGUGUGAUAAUUUAUGAAUUUUAUGCUUUAUUUUAGAAAUACUGUGUGUACAGUAUGCAGUUCAUGAAAAUGCCAAAGUGAUGGUAUAAUCACUGGCAGUAAAGGCUGCAUAAGCCUUUAUAGCUACAGUAUGAUGCACAUUUGUGUGGUCUGCCCAUUUCUGGGGGACAAUGUUUUUUUUUUUUUUAUUUAAUUUAUUA